CCCUUGCAACAUUUUUUAUUGUAUUUGUUGAUUUUCAUCAUAUAUAAUAUCUUUAUGUCUCAUUGUUUUUGAUAUUUUCUCAGCCAUAACAUAAUUUAAGUGAUAACAAUCUAGUGUAAGGAACAAUCAAAAUGGCUGAUGUGCUAGAUCUACAUGAAAGUGGAGAGGAAUUCGCCGCAGACGAGGAAGGAGAUGUCGGAAUUGAAAGAUUGAAAGAUCGUGCGAAGCGCAGAAAAGGACGUGGAAUUGGGGAUUCUGAAAAAAGAACUGAAAUCAAGUAUGAAGCAAUGGAAAGUGAUCAAGAUGGGCCUGGACCUCAACGAUCAGUUGAAGGCUGGAUUUUAUUCGUUACUGGCGUGCACGAGGAAGCAACGGAAGACGACAUGUUCGAUAAAUUUGGAGAAUAUGGAGAAUUAAAAAAUUUACAUCUAAAUCUUGACAGAAGAACGGGAUAUUUAAAAGGAUAUGCCCUCGUGGAAUUCGAGACUUUUAAAGAAGCACAGGCUGCUCUUGAUGCAUUGAAUGGGAGUGAUUUACUAGGCCAAACGAUGUCAGUAGAUUGGGCUUUUGUUAAACCGUCCCAAAAAGAUAGGCGGGACCGUAGGCAUCGUCGUCGUUGAAAAUAUUAAAACGAUAAAUCUAUGCUCGAAGGUGCUGUGUGUAGUGAUAAGACAAAUCUGCUCAAUAAACUCAAACUAAAGGCUACACUAUGAUCAUGCUUGUCCUUUCAAGUUUAAUAUUGAACUGAGCGUUUUUCCUAACUCUGCUCAAUAUUUAGGAUAUUUUAAUCUGUCAUAAUUGAUUUUUGAAAUAACGUUUUGUUAUAGUAUCUAAAUUCCAGGAUUGAAAAUAGUUGAGCUAAAUAUGUGCUGCUUCAUUUUUUUCUAUCUCUGCCCAGAUUUCAGGAUGCUCUUAGCAAUGACGAUCAGGUCUCAAUUUUUUUUUCUUUAUUUGAAGUUCUGAAAUAUUGUCGCCAAAUCAUGUAGCAACAACUUAGCGCCUUGAUUUUUAAUCAAAAACUGAGAUUUCUGAGAUAAAAUUGUAUCACCAUUCUCACUGUAGUUUGAGAUAAACUUGGUAUGUUUUUGAAUAUUUCAUUGUCUUAUAUAGCAUAUUUUAAAGUGGAUCAAAAUUAAUGAGAACUCAUUUGAGUUGGUCAAUGAAAUUGCAACACUAUGACACCCAGUAUCAAUUCUUGGGACAGAAUAGUAUGUAGUAUAACUUAAAUAGAAUAAAUACAAUUUUAUCAAAUUGAUUGUGUAACUGCUCGUGGAAAACUUGAAAUUUGUAGGCGUUUUGUUUUUAUUCUGUUUUAUUUUCCCUGUCCGAUUGCUUCAUUCGGUCUUUACAAUAUGUAAAAUGCUCAUUCAAUAAUGUUUUGUUUCUUAUUUAAGA
This is a messenger RNA of Styela clava, 1395 nucleotides long. Its product is annotated as RNA-binding protein 8A-like. The record is from RefSeq and is a predicted model, not a curated record. Gene Ontology annotation, cellular component: nucleus; cytoplasm. Gene Ontology annotation, biological process: RNA processing. NCBI's taxonomy places the organism in Eukaryota, Metazoa, Chordata, Ascidiacea, Stolidobranchia, Styelidae. Gene Ontology annotation, molecular function: mRNA binding.